GUGAGGGCGGCGGGAUGGCGGCGCUUUAUGCUUGUACCAAGUGCCAUCAGCGCUUCCCCUUCGAGGCGCUCAGCCAGGGACAGCAGCUCUGCAAGGAAUGUCGGAUUGCGCAUCCCAUGGUUAAAUGUACUUACUGUAGAACUGAAUUCCAGCAAGAAAGCAAAACCAAUACAAUAUGCAAGAAGUGUGCCCAGAAUGUGAAACUUUAUGGAACGCCAAAACCUUGCCAGUACUGCAACAUAAUUGCAGCCUUUAUUGGUAACAAAUGCCAGCGUUGUACAAAUUCUGAGAAGAAAUACGGGCCGCCACAUUCCUGUGAGCAGUGUAAGCAGCACUGUGCCUUUGACAGGAAAGACGACAGGAAAAAAGUGGACGGGAAGCUACUCUGUUGGCUUUGCACACUAUCUUAUAAAAGAGUGUUACAGAAGACCAAAGAACAGCACAAACACCUGAGCACCUCUUCUCGGACAAGCCUGCCAGAGAAGGAACAGUACGGGCGGCUUAGCAGCAGCAGCCAUUACAACAGCCAGAAAACAUUAUCUACAUCUUCUAUUCAGAAUGAAAUUCCAAAGAAAAAGCCCAAGUUUGAUGCCAUAUCAGCCAAUGGGGACAGCGUUCCUUCCUCUCCCGAGAUGCUUUGCCCCCCUAUCCAGAGUGCCCCGUCCGUGUUGGUGCAGUGGGCUGCGUCCCAACAGAGUCUCGGUGCCCAUGAUUGUCCUGUUUCUCAAGGCACUGACAUCCUGAAUUUUUCUCCAGACCUUGCCUUGGACUCUCCUGGCACUGACCACUUUGUCAUCAUUGCCCAACUGAAGGAGGAAGUGGCUACUCUCAAGAAAAUGUUGCACCAGAAGGAUCAGAUGAUCCUGGAGAAAGAGAAGAAGAUAACUGAACUGAAAGCUGAUCUACAGUACCAAGAAUCCCAGAUGAGGGUUAAAAUGAACCAAAUGGAAAAGACUCACAAGGAAGUUACAGAACAACUGCAGGCCAAGAACAGAGAGCUCCUGAAACAAGCUGCAGCUUUAUCCAAGGGCAAAAAACCCGAGAAGUUAGGAGCUAUAACUUCCCCGUAAACACAGUGGGAACUCUUCCCACACUAAGGAUUCUUUCAGCUGCAAACCCCUUGGUUCCUUUCCAGAACCUCACUUUGAUUGUUAUUGCUAUGGAAGCCUCUGUGUGUGACCAUUCAAUAGCAUGCUUGAGUGUUGGGUUUAAUUCUCCUGUCAUAACACAAUAAGAAUGGCUGGGGGGGCCUGCCUUUUACUACCCCCAUCCUUCUGAGCCCAUGAUCAAAACACUUUUGAUGUAGAGGGGGGUUUUUCUCAUUCAUUUCUAUUAUCACUGCCAGUCGAGAUGGUGAGGAGAAAGGGAGUAGAAUCAAUCUCCACAGACCUCUGUUGCUUUCUCUUUAAGGAGGCAUAUGGUGAUGGGAGCCAAAUUUCAUCUAGCUUUCUAAAAGGAAAUACUGAUUCUUUCGAGGGUGCUUACAUGUUGCGUUGGUAUUCAGAACACCUCGAGACCAUUGCUUGAAUAUUUUAGUUUGCAGAACUGGCAGCAGGAUUGAAAUCAUCAAUUGCCUGUCAGAAAUCUAGAGGUUUAAAGGUCUCUUGGUAAAAUAACGGGAGACAUUAAUUUGGAGGGAAGGUUUCACUAAUUAGGUUUUUACUUAUCCAGUGUUUGUAUUGUGCUAACUUAUAUGGCAUUGCUUUUUAUUGUUUUGAGAAUGGGAUGUGGGGGGGAUUCAACAUAGCAAGAUCUGUCGGCUGAUUUUUCUGUUCUUUCAUUCUGUUUGGGGAGUGCCGUUGCUGAGAGAAGGUUGUUUUCUACUGAGAUGCAGAGGUAGGGUGAGGACACUCACAAGGAAUACGGGGGUCAUUCAGUAGUAGCCAGACACAGCUAUGCGGAGUUUCUAGGGAGCUGGGCAGAGCAUAGGUAUCAUAUUUUUGGUUAGCUUGGCAACACUGCAAAGGUAUUCUAGGUAAGCUGGGAAAGAAGGGUGGUUGUUUCCCUGAAAUGAUGGGGGAUUCCCAGGAAAAGGAGACUGCCUGGAGUGCCCCAUAAGGUCAGCAAAGACUCUAACCCCUGUCCUAAUUAGUGAAGAGGUGAGAGGAGAUGAACUCUGUGAACCCUGAAGGCAUCUCUUGGGAAAUAGCAAAGACUCAGCAGCAGCUGAAGGCCUGCGAGUAGGUCCUUGGCGUGGCCACUCCCUUGAGCUCUGAAAGGAGGGGCUGAGGAGAAGCCCCCCACUGUGCAGGUACAUCUUACACAGGAACCUGAGGUGCAAGAUUCACCACGGUACAAGGGACAUUUGCUGCAGCUGAGUUUUAAUGCAUAUUUCAAUAAUACACACAUUAUUAAGGAUAAUUUUCCUCACUAGCACUUUGAAGACCUACAAGCCUACAAGAAAGAACAUUGAAAGGAAUACAUUGCUGUGGGUUAUUUAUUUUUUAUUUUUAAACAGACAAACUUUAGCCUUCUUAAGAAUCCAUUGCACUGGAAGGAGUGUAACAGCAGAAACCUAGUUUUAUACUUAAAACAUUUUUAGGAGCAACUAAUUCACAGAAAUUUAAUUGGGAAUGGUUUUUAGCUUCCUCAGUCCACAAAAAAAAAAAAAAAAAUUAAGUCAAGGAGAAGGAUUUUUCUGUAAAUAGCAUUUUUUUCUUAAUUGUGGCAAUUUGAUCAUGCAUUCAAGUGGGUGAUUUCUAGUGAUACUUUCUUUUCUUUCUACGUUUGUAACAUUAGCAAUUUUGAAGAGAUACGUUGAUUUGUACAAAAAGAAAUGUAAAAUAAAAAUGUGGUUUUGGGAGGGGGGAAUCUUUCAGUGGUUUCACGUUUUGAUAUCUUGUCUAUAUGCCUUUCUUGGUUGAGUCAGCAAAGAGAAUCCGUUUUUCCCUUGACUCAGGCCUGAUGCAGCCACAGGCCAUCUGCGUGAAGCACAAAGAGCUUUUGGUGCUAUUGUGAAAUUUGAUGUACGUAGAGAAUUAAACAGUAUUUUCUGUAA
Molecule: messenger RNA, 2998 nt
Organism: Varanus komodoensis (Komodo dragon)
Lineage: Eukaryota; Metazoa; Chordata; Lepidosauria; Squamata; Varanidae
Gene: FAM76A
Product: family with sequence similarity 76 member A
Exons: 10
Coding region: 15-1070 (351 amino acids)
Source: RefSeq, a predicted model, not a curated record